GUAGUUAUUUAUUACCCACUUUAAGUGCUGUAUUUAGUGAUAUCAAUCAAUGUCCCAAAGCUUUAUCGGUGUAUGGAUAUGAUGCCACUGAUAAUCUUAUUGAAUGCCAAUUUAUCAGGUUGAUUAUCUACUGAUUUUGGUUGGCACUGAGAGCGAGAGGGAGAGAGAGAGGGGGAGAGAGAGAGAGAGAGAAACUAUUUAAUCAUCUGUAGAGAUUUCAGUGUGUGAAGUGUUUUGUAUAAUACAGUGGUUUUUGUAUGUUUGUUAUGCCAUAUUCAUGGUAAAGUUAUUUAACCAAGUCUUUGCUGCUGCAUGAAUAGUUAAAGGUCUGACUGUGAAAGAUGAUAGGCUCUAUUUCUUUCACCUAGGCAGAGUAAUGUGAGCUCCAGGUCAGGCACUGCAUUUUCUUUUACCUUUGUUUGCAGGCCAAGCAUGGGUGUGGGCUGUUUUACAAUGCUUCAGCAUGAAACCAUCAGUAAAAUACACAGUAAAAUGUAAAUGAACAUUUCAGAAAAUCACCAGACCAUGUCAUCAGCAUAUGACUCUGAAUCCAACAUGCUGUUAUUUUAAGGCAUUCAGUUUACACAUUUUAAAACAAGCAGUCUCCUGAAUCAUGUUCAGAAAAUACUGACUGAUUUCUGUUUCCAUUUGGAUUUGGGAAUUAACAGAUGUUAACAAAUGAACUGCAUCGCUUUUGUAUGACAACAUUUAAUUGCAGAUAUGGCAUCUGAGUUAUGCAUCAGUGUCACCAAGUACUUCCUGUUUGUCUUCAACCUAAUCUUUUUUUUGUUGGGGAUGGUCGUACUGGGGUUGGGAGUCUGGAUAAUAUGUUCAGAGACAACUUUUCACUCACGGUUAAUAUCUGCCCAUCCCUACCUAUCCCUGUCUCUCUUCCCCUAUCUGCUGGUCAUCAGUGGCUCUGUCACCUUGUUAUUGGGCUUCUUUGGGAGCCUCGGUGCUCUGAAGGAGGUCAAAUGCAUGCUGGCAACUUAUUUCAUCCUGCUCACCGUGCUUCUUGCAGCUCAGAUAAUUGGUACAGUUCUGAUCUUCACGCAGAAAAAAGCGUUUCAGACUUCUCUGGAAAAAUAUGUUACUGACAUGAUUAAGUCAUUUGAGAUGAACAAUUCUACAACUCUAGAUUUAAAAAAAGAUCUAGAUGUCCUUCAAAUUGAGGCCCAGUGCUGUGGCUGGACAGGACAAAAAGACUUUCAUGAGGUCCCAUGCUCCUGUUACAUGACAAAUGGUACAGCUAAUCCCACUAAUCAAAGCUCAAGCGUCUGCUGUAAAUCCAUCUCAAAUUACACAUGUGUGGUGUAUGAAAAGAACUGCAGAGAGACUCUUGAAGGUUGGCUUAAUAAGCAUCUUAUGAGCGUUCUUGGAGUGGUGCUUGCUGUAGCUGUUGUAGAGAUAUGUGGUACCAUCCUUUCGAUGUGUCUGUAUAACCAGGCUACCUUGGAUUACUCCGUGCCUAUGUACUUUUAAACCAGAGUGGAGCGCAGGAAGAACAUCAGCUAAAAGCUUUCUGUAUAUGCAUACUGACAGUUAAUUUCUUAACACAUCAGUAUUGACUUCUGUACAUGGCAGCAGUACUUUAUUUUCUAACCCAAAAUCAUUAUUGGUUCCUGUACAUUUUUUUUUUUUUUUUGUCAGUCUCAUAUCAUUUUUGAUGUUAAUAAACAAUAAAUUCAAAUAACAGUGUCACGUUAUUUAUGUUACUGGAACCUGUAUGUUUUUCUUGUCAGAAGUUAUUGUUUGAAAUUCCAGUAUUUGACCCAACCCUUAUUUCUUUAGGCCUAAAUGUGUUAUAGAAGUAUCUAUUGCAUGUAAUUGUAUCUUCCUGUCUUCUAUUAAGAAGGAAAAAUAGAAGCACCUAUAUGUAUUUCACCAACAUAAUGAGUCUCUAUUUUCACACCUACACAAUGGAUGACCUCAAUCCUGAAGGGACAGCUCUGUUCUUUUUAACAGUUAUUCAUGAUUAUUUUGUUGCCCUUUCCUGUUUAGAUCAUAUAAAAUGUAUUAAACAUUUAAUAUUAUCAA
Molecule: messenger RNA, 2037 nt
Organism: Ictalurus furcatus (blue catfish)
Lineage: Eukaryota; Metazoa; Chordata; Actinopteri; Siluriformes; Ictaluridae
Gene: cd37
Product: CD37 molecule
Exons: 8
Coding region: 721-1482 (253 amino acids)
Cellular component (GO): membrane
Source: RefSeq, a predicted model, not a curated record